This is a messenger RNA of Danio rerio (zebrafish), 3140 nucleotides long. The record is from RefSeq and is a predicted model, not a curated record. Lineage: Eukaryota; Metazoa; Chordata; Actinopteri; Cypriniformes; Danionidae.
AGAGAGAGAGAGAGAGAUGAAAAUAAAAAGCCGACACGAGCAGGCAUCAGAGAGCAGUAUCUGCGAGGAUCUGUUCAGAAUGCACUGUCGCUCUUUUUGUUCCCUUUUAUUUAAAAGCAUUUUCUAAUAUUUUGCAAAAUGAGGUGUUUGUCAUGUCAUUUUUGGCCUCAGCUUUGCUUCUGCUUGGUUUGCAUGUGCGGUUGUCUUGCUGAAGUGCGCUAUUCGGUUCCUGAGGAGAUGCGGAAAGGCUCUGUCAUCGGAAAUGUGGCCAGAGAUUUGGGAAUCGAUGUGUCUGAGCUGAUGAGACGCAGCGCUCGAGUCGUUGCCGAAGAAAGCAGGCAGUUUUGCGAGCUGAGAGCUGAAACAGGCUUGCUUUUAGUGAGCGAACGAAUGGAUCGAGAGGAGCUUUGCGCACAGUCUGUACACUGCAUCCUGCAGUUCCAGCUGCUUUUGGAGAGCCCUCUUAAAGUGUACAGCCUCCUAUUGGAUGUCCAAGACAUCAACGAUAACAGCCCGGCGUUUGACAACGGUCAGAUUGAACUGGAGCUGCUAGAAUCAACACUUCUCAGGAGACGUUUCCCACUGGAGAGUGCUCGCGAUCCUGAUAUCGGAGCUAAUUCUGUUCACCAUUAUCAACUCAGCGAGAAUGAAUAUUUCGCUUUGGAGAUGAACACUCAGAUGGAUAAUAAUGCAUAUCCUGAACUGGUCCUCAAAAAGCCUUUGGAUCGAGAAAGCAAAGCUGAUCACUUUCUGACGCUGAGUGGAGUUGACGGAGGCCGACCUUCUCGUUCUGGAACGGCAUCCAUUCACAUUCACGUCUUAGACGCUAAUGAUAACAUCCCCGUGUUCAGUCAGAGCGUUUACAAAGUCAGCGCAGAGGAAAAUUCGCCUCAGGGUUCGGUGCUGGUCAAAUUAAACGCCACAGAUUUAGACAGCGGGAUUUACGGAGCGGUUAGUUAUUCUUUCAGUCACGUUCCUGAUAAGACCAGAGGGAUUUUGGAGGUCGACUCUGUGACGGGGGAGGUCAGGAUCAUGGGCGCUUUGGAUUAUGAAGAGGCCAGUUCUCAUGAACUGGAUGUACAGGCUAAAGAUGGUGGUGGACAGUCAUCUCACUGCAAAUUAAUCCUAGACGUAAUCGAUGUGAACGACAACGCGCCUGUUAUCGCAGUUAAAUCAGCUUCAUCUUCAGUGCCUGAAGACGCUUCACCAGGAACGAUGGUAGCUUUGCUACACGUCUAUGAUCUUGAUAUUGGCGGUCGCGUCACAUGCAAACUAUCUGAUAAUGUGCCAUUCAAAUUAGUAUCAGAGGUAAAGAAUUACUUCAUGCUUGUGAUUGAUGGCAGGCUAGACAGAGAAAAGUGUACUCACUAUAACAUAACCAUAACCGCAGUAGAUGCUGGAACGCCUCCGUUAUUCAGCAGUAAAACCGUAGCCAUAACAGUCACAGACAUAAACGACAAUCCUCCUAUUUUUAGACACGCAAACUACACCGUCCAGUUUGCUGAGAAUCAGCCUCGGGGAACUCCAGUGAUCAAAAUCAAAGCUGACGACGCAGACGGAGGGCAGAACGCACGAAUAUUAUAUUCCCUCUCAGAAGACUCAGCCAUUUAUCUAUCCAUCAACACAGAAACUGGUGAGAUAUUCACAAUUCGUCCGUUCGAUUACGAAGCCUCCACUCACUUCUAUGCACAGGCCAUGGCACGUGACGGAGGACGGCCUUCAUUUACUAGCACAUGCACAAUCCGGAUCUAUAUCACAGAUAUGAACGACAAUCCACCGGUUGUGCUGUAUCCGGUGCAGUUUAACGGAUACGUUGCUGAUGAUAUCGUUCCCCGAGCUGCUCCUGCUGGUUAUUUGGUCACUAAGGUGGUGGCUGUUGAUGCAGACGCUGGACACAAUGCAUGGCUCUCCUAUCGGAUUGUUAAAGCCACGCAACCUAAUUUGUUCUCAAUUGGACUGCAUUGUGGGGAAAUAAGGACGCUUAGAGGGUUUGCUGAAGAUGAUGACAUUAAGCAAACUGUAAUAGUUUCUGUAAGCGAUAACGGGCCUGAAUCGUUCUCCGCUACUGCAACUGUUAAUAUUAUGACUGAAAAUGGAUUGCCUGUCAUCGAUGAGCUUUUCGCACGUGGCAUCGAGGAGUCACACACACACAGUGAUCAUAUUGUGUAUUUAAUAAUGGCUUUGGCUGGUGUGUCCAGUCUUUUCUUUGUGCUUAUAAUUUCGGUGAUCUACAUGAGACUGUGUAAACGCAGAUACAUGUAUCGGUCCACUGCAAACUUACCCAUUUUUCCUCCGACCUGCGGUCCUCCUGGAUAUUCCGACGUAAGCCGGUUCAACACCUUGCAGAAGGACGAUCGAUUUAACUCGUUUUUAACCACAGGAUCAUGGAGAGGGGACUUUAGAUUCGGAUCUGACUUCAUUGAUUUUGACAUGCAGAAUAAGAUUGGGACGGCAGUGCAUGUGGACGGCCACAGUGCCACACGUGCCAAGCUCUUAGUGCCACAUAAAUUCUAACCCCCCCCGCUCCCUCCCUCCUCUCAUGGUCUGAUCCUGAUUGUUGAACUUAAAAUCUUCAUCAGCAGAUCUGACUGAAAAGCCUUUAAUCAAACAAAUGACCAACGUUCAUCAUUAUAAUGCGUUUAACCUGUUUCAUUACAUUAGAUUAAAGUCAAUCUUGUUUUUGUUGCAUGUCAGAUCUUCAAUAGUGUAAAUUUUGUUGUUUAAAUUGUGUUCACAGUGUUCACUUCUUCUGAUGUGCUCAUUUUUUGGGUUGUUUGUAGUUCUUAUGUGUAUAAAUGCAUAACAUAUGAUUCAGAAGGAGCUUUAAUGCUAGGACAUGAACUUCUGAGGUUGUGUUUUUCAUAGUUUGCUUUUUUUUAAUGGCAAAACUGAUCACCGAAUAUGUGUUUGAUGAAGAUCUGCGCAUUCUUUGUGCUGAGAUAUUAUGGCAAAUCUUGCUUUCUAUUUAGUGCCCAACAGCUUUUGAAUUUGCUUUGCUUUUUACCAAUUUUUCUUUUCAUCAAUUCAUAAUUUUUCUUAUUUAGAUAUGCAGUUGAAGUUGAUUAUUUGCUCUGCUGAAUUAUAAUUAUUAGCCCCCCUGUAUAUUUCCCCUAAUUUCUUUUUAAUGGAGAUCAUUUUAU